Messenger RNA from Triticum urartu, 1064 nucleotides. Its product is annotated as polyadenylate-binding protein 2. The record is from RefSeq and is a predicted model, not a curated record. Gene Ontology annotation, molecular function: poly(A) binding. NCBI's taxonomy places the organism in Eukaryota, Viridiplantae, Streptophyta, Magnoliopsida, Poales, Poaceae.
AACCCAAUCCCGAAUUCCCCAAAGUCCCCGAGACAAAUCGCCCUCGCGUUAGGUUAGGCCGAGGCGAGAGUAGAUUGGAUUUCGAGCUCAGCACGCGGCGGCCAUGGAGGACGAGGAGCACGAGGUGUACGGCCAGGAGAUCCCCGUCGACGGCGAGGACGUCGACAUGGGUGCCGGGGGCGACGACGCCGCCAAGGUUCGUGAUGCGCCCGCCGCCGCCGCCGCGGCUCGCUCGGCCCCUCUCUCCCGGUUCCGCACCCCAAACUCUAACGCCGGUACUGACCCUGUUCGUGUCCAGCUGCACGAGCUCGACGAGAUGAAGCGCCGCCUCAAGGAGAUGGAGGAGGAGGCCGCCGCCCUCCGCGAGAUGCAGGCCAAGGUCGCCAAGGAGAUGCAAGGUGGAGAUCCUAACGCGACCACAUCUGAAGCAAAAGAAGAGAUGGAUUCUCGUUCUGUUUUUGUUGGAAAUGUUGACUAUGCAUGCACUCCAGAAGAAGUGCAGCAGCAUUUCAAUUCUUGCGGAACCGUCAACCGAGUGACUAUCCUGACCGACAAGUUUGGGCAGCCUAAAGGUUUUGCUUACGUCGAAUUUGUUGAAGCAGAAGCUAUUCAGGAAGCUGUCAAGCUGAGUGAGUCAGAGCUUCAUGGUCGGCAAAUCAAGGUAGCGCCUAAGCGGACUAAUGUUCCUGGGUUGAAGCAGCCCCGAGGGGGCCGAGGAUUCAACCCAUAUGGCGGCCACCCCUACAUGAGGCCAUAUCCUCCACCGUUUUACAAUCCUUAUGGUGGUUAUGGGAGAGCUCCCAGGUUCCGCCGUCCGCGCAGGCCCUUCUACUAAGUUCUGGCUCUACUGGAGUUCUGUCAACACAUGACAACACUAGUCUUCGAUCGAUCUCAAGCCAGUCAGAGAACUCAAAUCCUUGCACCGUGUUUCGUUAUUUUCACAGAAGGAUAUGUGAUGGUUGUUGUGUACGUGUUGUGUUGAAAGAUGUUUAAGCCACUACAUGCAUCAGCAAUUCAGCAUUAUGUACUAUUUGACUUUAGUAAUCAAGUCAUACGACAUACUA